UGUUUAAGUUGAGUACAAAUAAUGCAGCGGAGCCGACAGCCAGCGAGGAAUAGAGAAUGAAGAACUCUUGCUGCUCCUUCCCUUCUUCUCUGCCAACUAGUCAUCAGGUGGAUUUCGGCUACAAAUGGAGUUUCAGGUUUCCAAUCCAGAGAAUGGGCAGCUGCACGGCAGUUUCUGCUUCCCAGGGAAGGAGUAAUUUGGCCCAAGAAAAGAAUCAAGACGCUGCCAAAAAAGAGUUGCUGCCAGUUUCCGGAAAUGGUACUCUGGUUAAAGCUGAAAAAUUUGCGUCUGUUACUACUCCCUUGGUGACUGCUCUGAAAGCUUCAGCAGAGCAGAAUGUAGCCAGGUUCCACUUCCCAGGGCACAACAGCGGCCGUGGGGCUCCGAGUUCGUUGACUCGGCUGAUUGGUUCGCAACCAUUUGCUCAUGAUUUACCUGAGCUCCCGGAGCUGGACAGUCUAUUUGCUCCGAGUGGCCCCAUUUUAGAGGCACAACAGCAGGCUGCCAAAGUGUUUGGCGCAUCCGCGACAUGGUUCCUUGUUGGAGGUACAACGUGUGGAGUUCAAGCAGCAAUCAUGGCGACCUGUUCCCCUGGACAGUAUGUUAUCCUACCACGUAAUUCGCAUAUGUCAGCGACAUCUGCUAUGGUAUUGUCUGGAGCGGUGCCCAAGUACAUUGUUCCUGAAUAUGAUUCCACCUGGGAUAUCCCAGGUGGAGUCACCCCAGACCAGGUGGAGAAGACUAUUGAAGAGUUGGUAGUGACAGGCCAAAAACCAGGUGCAGUUUUCAUCACUUCCCCAACUUACCAUGGCAUAUGCAGCAACUUGACUGCAAUUUCCAGGGUCUGCCAUUCCUUCGGGGUUCCUCUUAUCGUCGACGAGGCUCAUGGAGCACACUUAGGUUUCCACCCUGAAAUGCCGAGUUCGGCUCUUCAGCAGGGUGCGGAUCUGGCUGUGCAGUCUACCCACAAGGUUUUAUGCUCUCUAACACAAUCAUCAAUGUUACAUGUGUCUGGAGACCUGGUUGACAGAGACCGAGUUAGCCAAUGCCUCCAAACGCUAGAAAGCUCAAGUCCCAGUUACUUGCUCCUAGCAUCUUUAGAUGCUGCCACAGCACAAAUUGGUGAAAACCCUCUGACCGUCUUUAACAGUGCAUUGUUUCUGGCCGGUGAAGCCAAGAGGUUGAUAAAACGGAUUCCAGGGAUCACAAUGCUUGACUCAUCAAGCUUUGUGAAUUUUCGGGACAUCGAUCCUUUGCGCCUUACUGUUGGUUUCUGGCAGCUUGGAUUAUCCGGCUUUGAGGCAGAUGAUUACUUGGACAGGAAUCACGGGAUUGUCGCUGAACUUGUAGGGACUUCAUCCUUAACAUUGGCCAUCAACCUAGGCACUCAAAUGGUGGAUGUACAGAGGUUAGUUUCAGGAUUGGAGGCAUUAUCGGCUGCACAUUCUUCGCGGAUUCUUGCUAAACCAGAGAGGGCUGCUUGUGGCAUUUUUACAGAAGUGAAUAUGAGCAUGAACCCAAGAGAUGCAUUUUUCGCAAAUAAGCAAAGAGUGGGCAUUGGAGAAAGCCUUGGCAAGGUCUGUGGAGAGCUUAUAUGUCCAUAUCCACCAGGGAUCCCGGUUUUGAUACCCGGCGAAACCAUUUCCAAGACAGCUUUGGAUUACCUGCUUGUUGUCAAAAGAAAUGGAGCCGUCAUCACUGGGGCUUCAGAUCCCUCACUCUCCUCAAUUGUUAUAUGUGAUCUGUAACCAACCGCC
Messenger RNA from Linum tenue, 1757 nucleotides. NCBI's taxonomy places the organism in Eukaryota, Viridiplantae, Streptophyta, Magnoliopsida, Malpighiales, Linaceae. The record is from the annotation of a GenBank genome assembly.